GUGACAGAGGCUUUUACUACUGGAGACAUUGGACAUUGGACACACACUGAGAGUCUCAGCUCACAGAAGCAGUCGGGUUUCGCUCUGGAUAUUGUUCAACAGCAAACCGCUCGGAUGUGCAAUAUGACUUUUGAAGAAACCGGUGGAGAUACUUCUUCAGAAAGGAUGGACUCGGUGGCUAAAGCAUUAGAGGAGAUCCUGAGCUCUGCGUUACCUCAGGGUUGCAUCACUGUUGGAGUCUAUGAGGCAGCAAAGUCACUAAACGCGGAUCCAGACAAUGUGGUGCUGUGUCUGCUGGCCACAGACGAUGAGGAGGAUGUGGCUCUCCAGAUUCAUUUCACCUUAAUCCAGGCUUUCUGCUGCGAGAACGACAUCAACAUCCUGCGGGUGGGCAACACCAGGCGUCUGGCAGAAAUACUUGGAGGAGUGAAACCUGGAGGGGAGCCCAUGGACCUGCACUGCGUUCUAGUUACUAAUCCUCAGUCGUCACCGUGGAAGGACCCCGCGCUGAGCAAAGUGAACAGAUUCUGCAGAGACAGUCGCUGUUUGGAUCAGUGGGUGCCUGUCAUCAACCUGCCCGACCGAUGAAACCACUUGGAAUAUUAAUGUAUUGUGUGCAUUGGGGAAAAGUAACUGCACAAGGCCUGUGUUAAUGUCUGUGUUGGACUCCUUUGGAAAGUGCCCCAGAGAGAGAGAGAGAGAGAGAGAGAGAGACGGGAGGGGCAGAAAAAAAAAGGACUCAAGGAAGCAAAAUGUUCCAACAAAUUUUCCAGGUCAGGGCGAAAUCGUGGGCCAAGGAAGAGUGACUCAGCAGUCUGGGUUCCAGGAUUUCCAAUGUAUGACUGCGCCUUUCUCUGCCGAGAAAGAAGCCUUUACAGGAAACUGAAUCAUGUGAGUGGAGGAGCCCACGUGGUGGUGAGCACAAGCGCGGGACAGAGGAAAAGCAGACAGAGAGCCCCAGUUGACUCUGAGAACUGGACCAUGCUGAUGUUGACCAGUCAGAACUCUCGGCUCGAAGGGCUCCUUGUGAAAAUUUGACCAAAUCUAAGCAUUUCUUUAACAGCACAUUUAUUUAAUAGUAUUUAAGACUUUGACACUUUGAUAACUCAAAAGGGAAACUUUUCAGUUUAUUAUUAUUAUUAUUAUUAUUAUUAUUAUAAUUUUAAGGGCAAUGCAAUGUUUAGACUUGUCCACUAACUGGUGUUUUUAUGUGUUAUUAAUUUAAUGAGUUAUAUUUAUUGUGCAUAGUUCAUGGAAUUCUGCCUUGUUAAGUUGAAUGAAAUAAACAAAACAACCAACAGUU
Molecule: messenger RNA, 1303 nt
Organism: Dicentrarchus labrax (European seabass)
Lineage: Eukaryota; Metazoa; Chordata; Actinopteri; Moronidae
Gene: gadd45ab
Product: growth arrest and DNA-damage-inducible, alpha, b
Exons: 4
Coding region: 115-588 (157 amino acids)
Biological process (GO): regulation of cell cycle
Cellular component (GO): nucleus; cytoplasm
Source: RefSeq, a predicted model, not a curated record